Molecule: messenger RNA, 1326 nt
Organism: Mercenaria mercenaria
Lineage: Eukaryota; Metazoa; Mollusca; Bivalvia; Venerida; Veneridae
Exons: 2
Coding region: 35-733 (232 amino acids)
Source: RefSeq, a predicted model, not a curated record
GUGUAAUGCAGCACUUUUACCUAGGACUCUGAUCAUGAUGGAGGCAGAUAUUGUGACCGUAAAAGUACAUUAUUCGUAUCAUGGCGAACCUAGGUGUUCGCCAUUUCCAACGGCUCUAAAAGACUUAGUAAACUUGGGAAGGUGUGGAUUUGUUGCAUUAAUUAAGCAAAAUGUGCAAUAUAUCCGUCGAUAUGAUAGUGUUAGGCUUUCGUAUUUUGAUGAAGAUAAAGUGUGGGUUGAUUUGACAGAUGAAAGUUUCAUGGAUUUUCUAAAAACUACAACGUGCACUGGCGGAACUGAUCAGCCGAAACUUAAUGUAAAAGUGUUUGAUGGAGCUUCUCCGGCAACUCCCGUUGCAAAACGACAAAAAAGAAUUGAAACCGAUGGCUACUCACGACGGAAGUUGGAAGAAGUAUUUAACAAUUCUAACCUUACAGAAACAAGAUCGGGUACACCAGAGUUCACGUACAAAUCUCCUGUUGCUAUUGACAUUGCCUUGAAAGAAGAGGAACUAGAACUAAAACGUUGUGAACUUCGUAGUCUAGAGACAGCAUACGAUGAGAAAUGCGAAAUGUACAAUUUAAACAUCAUAAAAGAUAAAAGUAAGAAAAGAUGUACAAAAUGUCACCUCAGAACCAAUCAUACGCAAAGAAGCUGUGAUUUGGGCCAGUGUGAGGAUGUUCGCCAGUGCGGCGAGCUGGAUUUUCAUCAUGAGGAAAAAAACUACCAUUAACGAACUUAUUAGAAGAAAACAAAAUGUUGAAAAGGAUAUAAAAACAAUUGAAUUAGAGCUGAAAGUGAAAAAGGAGGCGCACAUUUCUACAGCCAAAACGUUUGAGAGACAGAUUAGGGACUUUGUCAUUAAUAGCAAUCCGGAGAAAUAUUUGGUAAAUGGUACCGGACCAGGAGUGAUAAACAUUAAACUGCAGGCUGAUAUUGCAAUUUUAAAGAAACACUACAGUAGCAAAGUACCACGUGACUUAGAACGGGAGUCGCAUUAUUUCCAGACUGUCAUUGCACAGAAAGAUAACAGCUAUCGUAAAAAUUGUAAACUAAAAAAACCCUGUUGAGAAACGUUUAGAAACAAACCCAGUUUUUCCGGUGAGGUUUCCGAAACCAACGGCAACAGUUGGUUCACAAGACAAAAUGGACGAAUCUACACCUUUUGCGUCACCAUUUGAUGUAACCCGACAUGGACAAGUUCCAACACCAUUGUAUUUUCCGUUUCAGUUUAUGGCACCAAACGGGCCUCCUCUACAUAUACCAGGGAUAACGACACCGUUUCCCGUGACCACAAAUGACUGCCAAAGGCAAUCCGGACAACCA